Molecule: messenger RNA, 2113 nt
Organism: Moneuplotes crassus
Lineage: Eukaryota; Ciliophora; Spirotrichea; Euplotida; Euplotidae
Source: the annotation of a GenBank genome assembly
GAAAAUUUUAAGAAAUGGAGGUACGAAAGUGGGGCUUAACGGGUUCAGUGGGAAUUUUGGCGGAAGUUGGGGAAUUAUAGAGGUUUAUAGAGAGAAAUUGGUGAAAACUACUGCGUAGAAGAAAGUAGGCAGGAAAGAAUGAGAUAUGGAUUGAAAGGGAUUUUUAUAAAACUUGGCAUUUGUUUGAACAUACUUCCUUACUAUGAUUAUUUACAUAAGACCAGACACCUGAUGAUGCAACUGUUCUCAGGAUCAAGGCAGCUUUGGAUUGAAGAUAACAGAAAAAUUAUUGAAAGUCUUCAUGAGUGCAUGCAGGUGGUUGAGCUCAGUGAAUCCAAUCUGAAAUAUGUUCAUAAGCUAUUCCAAUUUCCCAAGUAUUUACCGAAUGGCAACAUUGAUUCAAAACAACUUGAAUGAGCAUAUGUGCUUUACAAAUACUUCAAAUUUGAAGUAAAAGUUUUUAUCAAAGUUAACGACCAUCUAGAAUCUGAGAAUCUCAAUGCUCUCAUUGAUUUACUCAGAGAGUAUUAUUCAAGAGGCAGCCUCAAAAUAAAAUCAGUCUAUUUCUCACAUUUAACACACAUUAAUCACUUCUCUCAUCUUGAAGAUGAGAAUUUAGAGCUGACUAAUAGAGUCAUUGACACAAUCUUGGAAAUAUUAGGACUAAAAUGAGAACAAUUGGGCACACUGAAAUAUAUCAUCCCUCCAAUGGUCAAACUCGAGAACAACUACAUCAGAGGUUUCAAUAGAAUUUACCUUACCAGAGAUGUAGAAAUUGCUCAUAUAGAAGACGAAUUGUUCGAAUUAAGCCACCUUAGCUUCACUAAAGAAUUCAAUAAGCUCAUGAGAACCAAAAGCACACACACUUUAGAAGUAUUCAUAGACCAAUUCAUCACGUUUGGGAAUCCUCUCCCGCAAUUACUUGAAGAAAUUACCAUAAUUGUUUCAACUCCCUCUUAUCAAUCAGAAGAUGUUAAACAACAGUGUGAUGUCACUCAACUGAUAGAUGUAAUAGAGCCUCAGCAUAAGCUCAAGUUUAUCUUCAAAGAACUCUCUUCGUCUGAGAGCAGGAACAACCUUUGUCUUGUCAGCAAGUUGAGGGAAUUUGCUGGAGUUCAAGUCCAUGCUGAAUUUACAAACACAAACAAAGAUGCCUUUAUUCUCCACUGUUUACACUGAAUGCUCUGCCUUAAUGUUGAAGACACCACAAAGACCACUUACUUCAAAAAUGUGAGAAUCGAUUGUGGGAUUGAAGAUAUUUCUUUCGUUAGUGACAAUGAGUACAUAUUAAUUAGAAGUAUUUGCUCGCUCAAAGGAACAACGCAAGCAGAGUGUCCAUCUGGAAGAGAAUUUGCUACCUUUAUUGAUAGUUCCGAUCUGAUAAAUGAGAAAUCCACAAUGAUAGCAGUGAAGGUGUCAGAUAUCAGUAGCUUAGCAUUAGACAAGCAUUUUGAUGAAUUUAUCAAUGAGUCUGGAGCUGAUCAAGAGAAUGAAGAAAUCCCUGAAGUUCCAAAGAAGAUUCUAAACUGGACUAAACUACCUUCCCUACUUCCAAACCAAUGCUCUCUCAGACUUAUUCUAAAGAUGGAUGAGAAAGGUGCGAAGAUUCUUGAAUCCAUCCCAAACAGCCUCACAAUAAGCACCUUGACUCUGGAGAUUCCUGAGAUUCUCAAUUUCGAAGACAAUAGGAAAGAUGAUCUAAUCGACAGGGUUUGAAGCAUCUUAUGCACUAAGAGAUUAACAAAAUUUAUCAUUAAUGGUGUUCUAAAGAAUAAUACCAGAUUCUUGCUAAAGUUUGUCAAGACCUAUUUUACUAUAAAUGACAACAAACUCACAGAACUUGUCGUCAAAGGUUCCCCAGAGCUAUUCCAUCUCGUGUUGAAUGAUUCGACUAAAAAUGCAUACAUAUUGACUCUCAAGCCACUAAAGGCUGAGGUUCUCAUGCUGUCUUCCGAAGACAUGAAGCUUGAAAGCCUCAAACACAGAAGAAUAGUUCUCUGCGAUGAUGCUUCAACCCGCUGUGGAUGUUGCACUGGAGGAAUGAUGGAUGACAAAUACAGGUACUACUCCAACACUCUCAGGUAAUAAGUCAUUAUAUCCUAUGUUUCAAUGU